Messenger RNA from Labrus bergylta (ballan wrasse), 1955 nucleotides. NCBI's taxonomy places the organism in Eukaryota, Metazoa, Chordata, Actinopteri, Labriformes, Labridae. The record is from RefSeq and is a predicted model, not a curated record.
AUGACCUCACAGGCCGGCCACAGUAUGUCAGACGGCUGUGUCUCUGAGGUGGUGACGGGCAACACUGGGUUAGACUUCAGGUAUAACUCUGGUUCCUGCCGCCUCCAAAAGUUUUCUGACGAUUCCUCCAUCUUAGGGUGCAUCACUGAUGACGAGGAGGAGGAGUACAGAGGACUGAUAGAGAGCUUCAUCACAUGGUGCAACAGCAACCACCUGGAACUCAACAUCUGCAAAACAAAGGAGUUGGUAGUGGACUACCGGAAGGAAGAAGAGGCCCCCUGCCCUUGUCAUCAUGCAGGGUGUGGAGAUGGAGAGGGUGGAAUCAUACAAGAAGACAGGUUCAUUGUGAUCGUGGAUGUGGAACAGUGUGGCUCGUCGAGCAGGGAUUUGUUGUACAAUGUGACUGAUGGGGGAGGGUGGUGUUAUGCUGCAUAUUGUAAUGCAUCUUAUCAAAUUGAGAAACAUACUACUCAAUGUCCCACAACCAUCACCACAACCCCUGGCACCCCUAUGACUACAACCAUUGCUCCGCUCGAGGACUGCAUCUAUAUGAAUGAAACAAAAUUGCAUGGAGAGUGCUGGUCUGUUGACAACUGCAUGAAGUAUACCUGCCAUAAUGGCACGAUAAUAAAGACACCAUAUACCUGUCCACAAGUAGUUCAACCCAUAUGUGCCAAUGGACGCUCGCCUAUUAAGAGCUCUGAUGAAAGUGGAUGCUGCUACCGCUAUGAUUGUGAAUGUGCGUGCAGUGUCUGGUUUAAGUUGCACUACAACACAUUUGAUGGAAAAGAUUACACUUUCCAUGAGUACUGCGAUUUCUACCUGGUGAAAGAGAUAAUUCCAAAACAAAACCUGACUAUCAUAGUGGAUAAUCAGGCGUGUGACCCCGCAGACAGCAUGUUCUGUCCCCAGGCCGUCGUUGUUCUGUUCCAGUCCUUCAAGAUAGUUUUGACUCAGUCGAGGUAUACUCGGGAGGAAAACGCAUCUAUCCUGCCUUUAGAGAUUCCCACGUCUUUCACUAGAACAAACAUGGAGAUCACAUUGAAUAUACCAGUGAGUGGUCUAACAGUCGUCUAUAGAAUCCAUUCCUUCAGUGUUUACCUUCAUAAGACUCACUUCGGUGGGAAUACCGAGGGACAGUGUGGAACCUGUGACAACUCCAAGGCCAAUGACUGCCAUUCCCCAAAUGGGAUGAGGGGAAGCUGCUCAGGCUGUGCUGGCCACUGGGUUGUCCCAGGAACACCCUGUGAAAUCCCCACACCUCCCCCGUUUCCAACGACAACACCAACACCAGAGACCACAACAGUCAUAACAACACAGCUCCCCUGUAAAGCAACCAUCUGUGAACUCCUGACCAGCAGCCUGGUGCCAAAAUACCAACUGCAACACCAGGACAACCAUCACAAACAACAACAGCAGGACCUGGACAACCAUCAGGAACAACCGGAGGAGGAGCUGGACCACCGUCAGGGAGUUUCCCUUGAAAACAUCCACAGACGAGAAGUUGAAGGUUUUGAAUACCAGGAAGUACCUGAAAAGUGUUGCAGAGAGUGUGUCCAGAAGAGCUGUUUCCUCAUCGCACCUGACAACACAACACAUAACACUGAGAAAAUUAAGAGCUGUUGUGUGUGUGUGUGUCUGUGCAGGUAUUCUGCUGCCGAUAACGCGAUGAUGCGCCAGUGUGAGUGUUGCCAAGAAGCCAGGACGAGUGAGGCUCGAGCAGAACUCGAGUGUGCAGAUGGCACGACGAUCCAGCAUCGCUUCACCAAAGUGGAGAGCUGUCUGUGCAACAGAGCAGAGUGUGAGGGGGGGACAACAAAUGUUCCAGCGAGGUGCCGCAGGAGACGCUGAUCAGUCUGAACUCCUUCAGACACCAUUCAAGACAGAAUGUCAGAGCUUCUUAUACUUCUAUAUUUCAUGGUCUCUUUAUUUACAGUAAGUGUCACUACUGUAAU